UCUAUUCUCUACCCAAUCUGUGUCUAUUACCUCGUCUGUGAUCUGUCAACAACUGUAGUUACCCAGUGAACCAAAGCGAUACAAACUUUGUACAAUAGAUGGACCAUAUAGUUAGUAAUCAGAAAUUAAUUCAUUUCUAAUACAUGAACACACAAUCUGUGCUUAGUAACCUAACUGCCAUUAGUUUAUAUCAAUAGUUAUGUCGAGUUUUAGAAUAACAACAUCAAGUGUAAUUUGAAUUAGAAUUACUCGUGUCAUUGAGAAUAUGGAAAAAACUAAUGUAGCCGAUACAGAUAAUAUCAAAAAGACUUUAACUUUAGAGGAAGAGCAGAAAGUAAUUGAUAAGGCACCUUUUCAUCAUCUAAAAAUUACUAAUGCGCAAAUUUUGAAUACAAUAGAAGGUAGGAAGAUAUGUGAACGUUGUAAUAGAUCAAGAAAAUUUUUUUGUUAUUCAUGUUACAUACCUGUUAUUAGCAAGGAGUAUUUUCCAACAAUAAAGUUACCUAUUAAAAUCGAUAUCAUUAAACAUGCACGUGAAAUUGAUGGAAAAAGUACUGCAAUUCAUGCAGCUAUACUUGCUCCAGAAGAUGUGAGAAUUUUUACAUAUCCUAAUUUUCCAGAAAUAUUAAACAAAGAAGAGACUGUUUUAAUUUUUCCUAGCCCUACGGGUAUACCUGUGGAUUCCUUAUUCAUAAAGAAAGUUGAAGAGGAUAAUAAAACAAUUACGAAGACAAUAAAGAAUGCAUUUCCUAUAAAAAAAGCUAUCUUUAUUGAUAGCACGUGGCAUCAAACAAAAAUUAUUUAUAAUGAUCAACGAUUACGAGAUUUGAAAUGUAUCAUUUUAAAAUCAAGAAUAUCACAAUUUUGGCGUCAUCAAAAAAAGAGUCCACGAUGGUAUUUAGCCACAAUUGAGGCAAUUCAUCAGUUUUUAGUAGAAUUGCAUAUAUGUGCAUUUGGUGCAAUACAAGGAUAUGCUAACGUAAAACAUACUGAAGAAAAUUCCACAAAUAAUACAAUAUAUCAAAAUGUGAACGAGUUACCUGAAAUAGAUCAAAGAUAUAUAGGUCAAUACGAUGAUCUUUUAUAUUUUUUUAAAUAUAUGUAUGAGAAAAUUCAUACUAUGUAUGAUCAUGAUAAAUUAUUGGCAUAUAAGAGAUCAUUAAUAUAAUUCUGUGAUAAUAAAAAUUUUUAUAA
Messenger RNA from Bombus impatiens (common eastern bumble bee), 1194 nucleotides. RefSeq names its product DTW domain-containing protein 1. Gene Ontology annotation, biological process: tRNA modification. Lineage: Eukaryota; Metazoa; Arthropoda; Insecta; Hymenoptera; Apidae. The record is from RefSeq and is a predicted model, not a curated record. The transcript is spliced from 4 exons. Gene Ontology annotation, molecular function: tRNA-uridine aminocarboxypropyltransferase activity. Gene Ontology annotation, cellular component: nucleus. Bases 266 to 1168 code for a protein of 300 amino acids.